Balaenoptera ricei (Rice's whale) is the source of this 3223-nucleotide messenger RNA. RefSeq names its product zinc-regulated GTPase metalloprotein activator 1A. Gene Ontology annotation, cellular component: cytoplasm. The coding region runs from base 87 to 1328 and encodes 413 amino acids. The record is from RefSeq and is a predicted model, not a curated record. NCBI's taxonomy places the organism in Eukaryota, Metazoa, Chordata, Mammalia, Artiodactyla, Balaenopteridae. The transcript is spliced from 17 exons.
UUGAUAAGAAAUUAAUGGUGAAGUAGCGACCAGAAUUUUACCCAUUGCUCAGAAAGCGGUGGAGGUGUGCUGUGCUGUUUGCCAGGAUGUUUCGUGCUAUUGGCUCUGCGGAUGAUGAAGAGGAGCAGGCGGAGGAGGACUGUCCUGAAUUGGUCCCCAUAAAGACGAAGCAAAGAGAGGAGAAGGAGGAAACGUCUGGCCCCGGCGCUAAGAUCCCAGUCACAAUUAUCACCGGGUAUUUAGGUGCUGGGAAGACAACACUUCUGAACUAUAUUUUGACAGAGCAACACAGUAAAAGAAUAGCAGUGAUUUUAAAUGAAUUUGGGGAAGGAAGUGCAUUGGAGAAAUCCUUAGCUGUCAGCCAAGGUGGAGAACUCUACGAAGAAUGGCUGGAACUUAGAAACGGUUGCCUCUGCUGUUCCGUAAAGGACAGUGGCCUUAGAGCUAUUGAAAAUUUGAUGCAGAAGAAAGGGAAAUUUGAUUACAUACUGUUAGAGACCACUGGAUUAGCAGAUCCUGGUAUUUCAUUGUUGACACAGAGUGAUGCUUGGGAGACCACAUCUCGUCAGGGUGCUGUAGCUUCUAUGUUUUGGGUUGAUGCUGAAUUAGGGGUUGAUAUUUAUCUUGAUGGUAUCAUAACUGUUGUGGAUUCAAAAUAUGGAUUAAAUCAUUUAGCAGAAGAAAAACCUGAUGGCCUUAUCAAUGAAGCUUCUAGGCAAGUUGCUUUGGCGGAUAUCAUCAUCCUCAAUAAAACAGACUUGGUUUCAGAAGAGGAUUUAAGCAAAUUAAGAACAACUAUUAGAUCAACAAAUGGACUGGGAAAAAUUUUAGAAACACAAAGAUCAAGAGUUGAUCUCUCAAGUAUAUUAGAUCUUCAUGCCUUUGACAGUCUCUCUGGAAUAAGUUUGCAGAGAAAACUUCAAAAUGUGCCAACAACACAACCUCACCUUGAUCAGAGUAUUGUUACAGUCACAUUCGAAGUACCAGGAAAUGCAAAGGAAGAAAGUCUAAAUGUCUAUAUUCAGAAUCUUCUGUGGGAAAAGAAUGUGAGAAACAGGGAUGACGACUGCAUGGAGGUCAUACGACUAAAGGGGCUGGUGUCGCUCAAAGACAAACCACAACAAGUGAUUGUCCAGGGUGUCCAUGAGCUGUAUGAUCUGGAGGAGACAUCAGUGAGCUGGGAAGACGACAGUAAGAGAACAAAUCGAUUGGUCCUUAUUGGCAGGAAUUUAGAUAAGGAUAUUCUUAAACAACUAUUUAUAGCUACUGUGACUGAGACAGAAAAGCAAUGGACAACACGUUUCAAAGAAGAUCAAGUUUGUCCAUAACACUAGAAGCAUCACCAAAAGGAUUGGAUGAUAAAAUUGGGACUAAGUUUCCUAUUGGAUGUAUUUCAAGCAUCUAUUCUUUGCAUUACUUCUCUUAUGAAUUCCAAUGUAAACUUUAAAAUAGUAUUUAUUUUAUAGAAUACAUACAAUAUAGUAAAUCAGUAUUAUAAAACAUUUGAUAUUCAUACAAUAAAAUACACUGUCCUCUGACUUUUUUUUGUGGACAGAUGAUUCAUAAACAUAUCUUUCAGAAUUGGCUUUGGAGUUUACAUAUGCUGAAUUUCUCACCCAUGGAAGUUGUAAUAAUAAUAAUGGGAAAACUUACUUCAACAUUGUCAUUUUCCCUUAGAACUUCAGCUGAUUGCGUGGAUGUAAUUUUAUUGUUAAUAACAAAAAUUUUUAAAAACAAUGUCACCAUUUUUAUUAAAGGAAAUAAAGGGUUUACAGUGGUAGAGACUUAAGAGUGGAAGAAACCUAAAUCAAAGAAAUUAAUUGAAACUUUCUCUUAUUCUUAGAUUCUAAGCCUUACUGGUAGUCAGUGUAAUGGAACUUCAGCCAUUCACUUUGUAAUAUAUUUCAAAGAUUUCAAUUGUAGAGCUUUUAAUUUUAGAGUAGAUUUUAGUUUUAAAGUAGAUUUUACUACUGGUAUUAAAUUCAUCUUGUUUUUUUUUAACUUCUUUAUUUUUCAAUAUAAACUAAAAAGUGACAAGGUAUAAAACUUCAGAUGUAACUGCAUUUAACUUUUGAUAAUUUAACAAUCUUUAUAUAAAUGGUAGGUGUGUAAGUAUACAAUGUAUUACUUUUCUCUUCUUCCUGCUAAAGGCCAGGUCAGCUUAACUAUAUUCAAAUUGUAAGAGAAAGGCAUUAAACGGAAUUUAAAGAAGAGUUAAUGGUUGUUAAAUAUCAGAAGGCUGUCAGAAUGGCUUUUGGAAUAUUUUUUCAGAAUUUUAAGUCAAAAUUACAUCUCUGUAUCUUGAAUGGUUCCAGUAGUUGGAGGCAGGCUAAUUAAUUAGAUUAUCUAUCUCCCUUCCCCUGUGUUCUGUACCUUUUUAAUAUAACUUCUCUAUGUUCAUCCAUUUGCCUCCUGAAUCUAUUCUCUUAAUUUGUGGCUGAGAGAAUACGCUUAUUUUGUGGCAGCCAAUUGCCUGAUAAAAGUCAGCUGAUUUUUGAGUCAGAUCUUUAAUUCCAGGGCUUUAGUUCCAGCUCUGCUGCUUCUUGGCUGUAUAAUCUUGGGCAAAGUAUUUUCUCUGAGAUUAGUUUUCUUACUUUUAAAGUGGACAGUGAUAAUAUCAAACGUUCAAGCUUGUUGUAAGGGUUAAAUAGGUUUGUAAUGCACCCAGCUGAGCUCCUGGCCCACAACAGAGCAUAGAUAAAUGUUUUCUCCUUCCUAACAAUUUCAGUUUGUUUUAUAAUUAAUGUAGUCACAAUAAUACUUCAUAAUGUUCAUUGGCAAAUAAUAAGUAUUUAGAUUCAUCUGUUCUAGGCCAUGAGAAAGGGCUUAUAAUUAAUGGUACUGUUGUGGGAGAAGUGUUUGAAGUAAUAUUAAUCUAAACUCUUAAAAAUCUGUUUUAAACUGAUAAAUAUUUGGUUUUUUCUUUAUAAUGUAUUAAUCUUUAAAUAUUUUUCUUUACAAAAGUAUUGCAUGACUACAUUUGUGUUGUAAAAUGCAAGCAUUACAGAUGAAGUCAGUCUCUCCUGACCUUUCUCUUUCAGUCACUGUCACUUCUGGGUAAGCAGUGUUGUCAGUUUAAUGUCUAUCCUUUUAGAUGUUUCUUUUCACUUAUGCACACAUUAUGGUUUACAUUGUUUCCCAAAGUGAAUUAUUUUCCAAUAAUAAAGCUAUAAUUUAAGGAAUUUCUUCGGAAGACUUACAAACUUGCCAUAAAUAUCCUUAA